GGUGUUAGUUUCGUGUUGUGGAAAAUUGACAUUAUAUUUUACUCCGAAAAAGCUUCCCUUAUCAUGCUUAGGAGAGGAUUUUUAUCAUUAAGAGCCGCAAAUUCCUUAAAGAAGCCGUUUGUAGGAUGGUUUGCUAGCUCAAGAGGACUCGCAAAUCAAGUGAAUGAAGCCGAAUUUGAGCUAUCAGACUCUCCCCUCCAUCUUUUAGAUAGUGGUCCUCCCAAAAAAGCUGUUCUGACCAGAGAAGAUGGUCUACAGUAUUACAAAGAGAUGCAGAUCAUCCGCAGAAUGGAGACAGCUGCAAGUACUUUAUAUAAGUCAAAAAUCAUCAGAGGUUUUUGUCAUCUGUAUUCAGGGCAGGAAGCGUGCUGUGUUGGAAUGGAUGCUGCUAUGGACAAGAAUGACAGUCUGAUCACUGCUUAUCGCUGUCAUGGCUGGACUUACUUGAGAGGAGUAUCAGUGAAAGAUAUCCUUUGUGAAUUAGCUGGUCGCAAGACAGGUUGUUCCAAGGGGAAAGGAGGCUCUAUGCACAUGUAUGGUUAUGAAUACUAUGGUGGAAAUGGAAUCGUCGGAGCACAGGUUCCACUGGGUGCAGGAAUUGCAUUAGCUCACCAGUACAGAGGUAACGGGCAAAUAUGUGUAGCGUUAUAUGGUGAUGGUGCUGCUAAUCAAGGACAGGUUUUUGAAACCUACAACAUGGCUAAACUCUGGAAUCUACCAUGCAUCUUUGUGUGCGAGAAUAAUGGAUAUGGCAUGGGUACAUCAGUUGAACGAGCAGCUGCUACCACUGAUUACCACACAAGAGGAGACUUCAUCCCUGGAAUUAAGGUUGAUGGUAUGGAUGUUCUAACUGUGAGAGAGGUAACAAAAUUUGCUGCAGACCACGCACGAUCAGGAAAGGGUCCAAUUGUCUUGGAGCUGGCUACAUAUCGUUAUUAUGGGCACAGCAUGAGUGACCCUGGCACAAGCUACCGGUCACGUGAUGAAGUGCAGGCCAUGCGUAAGAAUCGUGAUCCAAUCCUAAGUUUAAGAGAAAAACUUCUAGACUCGGGGCUGGCAGACGCGGAUGAAAUUAAGAAUAUCGAACAGGAGGCUAAACAAUUGAUCGAAGAAGCUGUAAAAGCAGCCGAGAGCGAUCCCGACCCUCCCCUGGAUGAUCUUUACUUGGACGUGUACGCGGAUGAUAACAUGGAAGGUCACAUGAUCCGUGGGUGCGACAACUGGUCAAGGCACGCCACAAAUUAAAGACGAGUAACAUAAACUUGUUGUAGUAUCUGUAAAGACUAUAUCCGAAAUUUGAGAAGUAGCUGAUUUCGUUCUUUAACUGUGUGGUUGUGCCUAAGGUUUUGAAAUCCUUGUGUUUAAUGUUUAAAAAAUGUGAGAUCUCUUGCCGAGCUCGGCUUCUAUACAACCAAGGUGCAAAAUAACCGGUGUACCGUUUCUCUUAUUAACUCAAGAUAUCGACCUGGAAGUCAUAAUCUGUCUGUGCAAGUCUUUGGCACUCUUCAAAACAAAACAUAAAUCACAAUUUUCACAGGAAAGCUCGUCGUAGGCUCAUUAAUCUCUAUUGAUGGGUGGGGCUUAAGAGAAAUUAAUUGAAACGAAAACUAACAUGGUCUCUUUUUUGGUUUUAAUAUUUGAAAAUGCAUUUAGGGAACCAUAUUUUGUGCUAAGCGCUAGCAGUAAAUGGUUCUCAUGUACAAGAGAAAACUGCGAUGUAUGUCUUACAGGUAUCCAGUCAAUUCGCCACCACAGCAAAUUCGCCACCAAAAAAACCGGCCACCACUCGAAGUCAACUCGCCACCACCGGCGGCGAAUUGACUUCGAGUGGUAGCGAGUGUGCUGUGGUGGCGAACUGACCGUAAACCGUCUUAUAAAGGAGAUAACCAAAGGGAGAAGGUUUAUUUUAGCUUACUUACAUCGGCCAGUUGGCCGUCAAAGGAAUACAAAAGACGGAUUUUUCAGCGCGACUUAAAUCAGAAUGAAAUGAAAUAAAGGAAGCGUGUGUUUUAUUUA
Stylophora pistillata is the source of this 2016-nucleotide messenger RNA. Its product is annotated as pyruvate dehydrogenase E1 component subunit alpha, mitochondrial. NCBI's taxonomy places the organism in Eukaryota, Metazoa, Cnidaria, Anthozoa, Scleractinia, Pocilloporidae. Gene Ontology annotation, molecular function: pyruvate dehydrogenase (acetyl-transferring) activity. Gene Ontology annotation, cellular component: intracellular membrane-bounded organelle. The record is from RefSeq and is a predicted model, not a curated record. Gene Ontology annotation, biological process: pyruvate decarboxylation to acetyl-CoA.